Molecule: messenger RNA, 900 nt
Organism: Kwoniella shivajii
Lineage: Eukaryota; Fungi; Basidiomycota; Tremellomycetes; Tremellales; Cryptococcaceae
Exons: 4
Coding region: 1-900 (299 amino acids)
Source: RefSeq, a predicted model, not a curated record
AUGGUGUCCCUCAACCUAUUUCGAAGAAGGCAGGUCAAAUCGUCUGUUCUUGACAUCCCACUUGAGAAAUAUGAUCCGUCGACUGGACUUCCUAGAUCUAUCAAGAUUGGCGAACAUGAUGUCGAACCUUUUGUGAGCUUACAGGAAGUAAAAGACCAUCUUACGUUCUUAUCUGCGUUAUCGUCUUUACGUGAUUCCCUUCCCACAUCGGACGACGGUGCUUUCACCGUAUUUUGCUUUGAAUCAGCCAAGGGUUAUGCUUUCUGGGCUCAACGUAUACUUCCAACCCGAAAAUCUAAUGCAGUGUUGGGACAAGAUGAGUUACCUAGCUUGGAAGUGCUGAUGGCUUGGCACACACAUCUGCUCAAUCCGACAACAUACGAAAAAGAUAUCAGUGGCUCAUUUAGAGCUCUGAAAGGGAUAGAUAUCCCUUUGGGUGAAAUCGCAAAUGCUAUUCGUCAGAACACAUUACCGGUCUUCCAGUCCAUAAGUGAAGACGAGGCAGCGUCUUUGGAAGAAACAGCAUGGUCACCCGCAGACGUCGGAAUGGCCAUUGAAAGACAAGCGAAAUUCAUUGGGAAUAUGAAAAGGAUAAGGUGGUUGGAAGAUCAAUAUUGGGAAAAAGGACUGGUGGAAUUACAAUUCUCGAUUGUUCUCUAUCAUGCGUGGUUGGAUUUGAUGCAUUCGACCCAAUCACGUUUUUUCCUUGUACCGAGAUUAGACAUAGACCUAGCUUGGCAUACACAUCAACUUCAUCAUGAUCGAUAUAAAUCCGAUACGGUGCAGGUUCUGGGUAAGCUGUUGAACCAUAACGACGCUGCUGGUGAUGAGAAAGUAGGAGAUGGAUUGGAAGUUACUAAGGAAUUAUGGAAGAAAAGAUUCGGCUGGGAGUAUCAGUGA